Messenger RNA from Euleptes europaea (tarantolino), 660 nucleotides. RefSeq names its product cell death inducing DFFA like effector a (gene CIDEA). NCBI's taxonomy places the organism in Eukaryota, Metazoa, Chordata, Lepidosauria, Squamata, Sphaerodactylidae. The transcript is spliced from 5 exons. The record is from RefSeq and is a predicted model, not a curated record. The coding region runs from base 1 to 660 and encodes 219 amino acids. Gene Ontology annotation, cellular component: lipid droplet. Gene Ontology annotation, biological process: apoptotic process; lipid storage; regulation of apoptotic process.
AUGGCGGUGCAAAGCGCCCGCGGCUGCGCCGUGGCUUUGUGCAGGUCUUUGGUAUCUGUGGGAGCUUCUCUAGGAUCUGUUACAAAACAAACCCUAUCUGCCGCCCUUCCGCCUGCACCUCGGCCCUUCCGGGUCUGUAACCAUAACAGAAGCAGCCGCAGAGGAGUUGUCGCAGGCAGUCUACAGGAGCUUAUUAGCAAGACUUUGGAUGCCUUAAUGAUCACUGCUGGUUUGGUGACGCUGGUUUUGGAGGAAGAUGGCACAGUGGUGGAUACAGAAGACUUCUUCCAGUCUCUGGGAGAUAACACAUACUUCAUGCUUCUAGAGGGAGGACAGAAAUGGAAGCCAGGGCCGAGCUAUAACAUCACAAAUGUACAGAAGCCAAAGAAAAUGGGAGUAGCAAACAUUACCUUGGAUUUGUACAAGCUGAAUCCGAAGGACUUCAUUGGAUGUCUAAAUAUCAAAGCUACCUUCUAUGAAAUUUACUCUGUGUCCUAUGACAUCAACUGCAUGGGAGCAAAGAGUAUUCUGCGGAAGAUUCUCAGACUUCUGUCUCACGCUGCACAAGUAACAGGACAACUUCUCCUCUGCACGGGCACAUAUGUGCUACAAUUAAUGGGCGACUGUGAGGAUGAUAUGAUUAAAAAUACACAGCACUAA